UAGGCAAUCUGAUAGAUGGACCAAGGACCAUUUUCACCUUUAUUUAUUUCCCAGAUUGCUAUCACCAGUUUCUCACUUCACUAUCCAAAAACUCCAGUGGCCUAUUAUCACCUCUGGCAUCCAGAGCCCUUUGUAACCUAGCCCGCUCCUGCCUUUCUGGGAGUCUGGCACCUUACUCCCCAGCAUAUUCUCUUUGAUACAGUGAGACCGGCCUCCUGACUGCUCCAGGAACAAGGGUGGACCUUUCAGAUAAUUUGAAAGUAGGCUAUUUUUCAACAGAUCGUGCUACUCAAACAGACGUCUCUGAAGUUUUUGAAUUAAGACAGCUAAGUUAUACAACACAAAAACUAGUCAAGCUUACUGAUGUUCUUCAGCAAGAUUUUAAAUACCUCAAAUUAUACCUUGAGAUGCAGUUUAAGGACCAGCUGAAAGAAGAAUCCAUGAAACUCUACCAAAAACUACAAAUGAUUAUUCAAGAAGUAGUAAAUCUUCAUGAAAAGAAUGAAGACACAAUGAGAAAAAGCUUCUAUAAGCAGUUAUGUGAUGCCAUUGCUUCUAUCAAAGGGACCUAUUCGCAAUUCUUUGCAGUAGAUGAAGAUCUUUCAAAAAUGCCUACAGUGAGUAUGCACGUUUUCAAACAGAGGAUUUUGGAGAAAAAUGAUUUAAUAAGAGAAUUACAAGAACAAUUAGUGGCCUGCAAAGAAAAUGAAUGGCGCAGAUGGGAAUCUAUACUGGACGAAAGCACCGAGAGAAUGGCAUAUUUAGGAAAGGAGAUAAACGACCUCAGAAAAGAAAAUGAGAAACUGACAAAGAUCAUUUCGGGACUUGAAGAGGACGCUCAACUCUGUGAAAAGGCAAAUACACUCUUAGAAAGUGAACUUGCGACUCUGAAACAAAAAAUGGAGAGGGAUCAGAAAAUUAUUCAAAAGUUAACCUUAAUGAAACAACAUUUAAGUGAAAUUCUUGAAGAAGAGAAAAAAGCAAUUCUAGACAUGUAUGACAUACAAAAGGAAGAUUUAGAGGAAACGAGACUCUUCUUAGAAACUGAAAGUUCUGAAAGUACCAAGGAGGACCUGCUAAGGGAAGAAGGGGAAGAAACAAAGUCCUUGGAAGAUCAAGACUCUUUUAUUAUCAAGGAAGAAGAUAUAUCCCCUGAAGAAGAAACUAUAAAGUCCAUCUAUGAAGAAAAGCCACUUAUACGCAGGCCCAUCAUGCCAAGAACUUUGAUGAAAAAAAUAUCUCCUAUACCUCUAAGUUUAAUGAGAGAAAAAGUACCAUUAAUGAGCAAACUUGAAAAAGAAAAACUAGAGACGGAAGAUAUACUGUGGAGAGAAACAGAAGACAGUAAACAGCCAUUGGCGUAUCAAGUCUCAAAACUGAAGAGAGUUUUGGAAAUGCAGAAAAAAUACUUAAAAUGUAUUCAACUGGAAUCUGAUCAAGAAAUCAAACUGUGGGAAAGGAAAUACCUAAUUCUAAGGAACAGUUACCAUGCCCUCAAGAACGAAAUGUUUACUAGACAGUCAAUGGUUCGCCAAUUUGUAACGCUUUCCGAGACAUCUUUCAAUUAUAACAAAGCAAAGCCCUUAUACAUACAACCAAAACAGGGCCAAGCAGUGAAAGAAAAGUCAUAUCCAUCUACAGUUUUGCCCCAUGCAGAUGGCAGUAGUCAUUCUCAAAGCAGUGAAGACUUUUACCUUUCAAUGCCCACUACAUCAAGAGAAGUGAUUUCAGAAGAAGAAGAGGAAGAGCGUGAGAUGGAAUUCAGAUAAUAACCAAUACUGCAAUGAUAACUUAAAGGACAAAAAGCAGAAUACCAGGAGAAGAUAAAUUCAUCGAGAAGGCCAUGACUUUGCCUUAGUUCCAGAUAACCAAUUUUUUUUUUUGUUUGCAAAUAAACUGUUUAACCUUUGCCCCUUCCCGCUCCCAGAUUAUGCCUGGGGUUGAGUUCCUGUAGUUGAAGAGGAAGCUCUUCGGGUCUCCCCAUCAACGCUCAAUAUAUUCUUUUUUCAAACCUUUUUUCAUGCGUGUUCAGGCUAAGCCCUGGAUCGGACAGAUCCUCCAGGGGCUGCCACAACCCUCAGCUCUAUAGCACUUAUCCCCCUGCAGGCCCUAGGGCCUGGGCUACGUGCAAAGGAACGAUCUUCAAUAAAGAGGUUUGCCAAACUAGGAUUUUCUGGUGCACUCCGUAAUCCAGAACACGGAUAAGUAUCAGCCCCCACCUCUAAGCAGACUCUGGAAGCAGGAAUAAAGUCUGACCAAUAAUGCUACACAAAUCAUACAUCUGAGCAGCUGCCUUUACUAAACUAAAGCUCCCUUAAGGGAAAGGCAAAAAGGUGUGAGGUUGGCGGUAAACUCUUCCCCAAAACUGAGAGCGCAUAGCUCUUAGAAAAAGAAUAAUCUGAUUUUAAAUGUUCCCUCUCAAAAAAUUAGAUCCCUGCUGGGAAGUGAAAGACACCAUCGUCUGCUUUUCUUGAAAACCAGGAUGAAAGUAUGGGUUAAUCAACCUAUUUGAAGAAUGAAGGACCAUUCUUCCUUUGCAGCUCUCCAUGCGUAAUGUUCAGCUUCCACUUUCCCUAACGGAGAGUUCCAAGGCUAUAGCUUCAGACAUACCCUCUUAAGAAAUCCCUUCUGCUGACAUCUAACUAGAUCCUCAUUAAGCUUCAGGAAAUUUCUGAUAGCGAUCACCUAUAGCCGAAAUCCUCUGGCGCAAACAGAAAACUCUGGGAACAGACAAGUGCCCUGUGCGUAAAAGGAAGCAAAGGCUUUAACUAGAAAAGGCCGUCGCUAUUCUCAACCCCAGUACAUGAGGUGGCACAGCGCAGCCCAGCAUUAUUCGAGCUUCAUCUACUAUGCACUAUAUACCACCGUCUCCAAAGGAUUGUUGCCCUAGAAACUUGUUUUAAAUCUCCUGCUAUAUAUCAACACCUUGUUUUAGCAGUCUUUGGCUGAAUUACAGUUACACAGUUUGGCGCUUCUUUCAAAUUUCCUCCCAUCAGUUUGGCCAAAGAAAGGAAUUUUUCUCCUUUAGAAAUGAAUCGGCUUAAUUAGUAAGUAGAUUAAUGGCAAUUGCUGGUGAGUUGGUUUCCAGCAGAGUUUCACCAGAGAGGGUUAAUCGGAGUCAGGUCUGGAAUCUUUCCCAGAACUGGCUGCCAGCCAUUUCCACCAACCAAUCAACCCUACAAGAAACGAACGAGUGAAACAGAGUUUAUAUUCUCACUGCCAUUAUGCCUGCCCUAAAUUCCUAGGAAGCAGGCUAACAGUUGGAGGUGCAACGUGUUUGUUUAUUCCAGAAUGGCAACAGUAGCCUUAAAGAUUCCUCUUGGAAAUUUAUUUAGAAACCAAAGGAAAAUUGCAAGCCACGUGGAACAUGCCUUCUAGGAAAGCCCAGAGGCUGUGGAAACUCCUGGGAGCCCUUUGAUAAUAUCCGAUGUGGAGAAGUUACCCAAACCUCCCCAAACUAAUUCCUCUACCAACAAGAAAUCUUUCAAAAGUUUUCCUGAGUGUCUUGCAAUAGUUUCCACUUUUUUCCCAUAGUGAUAAAAAUGCUUUCAUAGUUUAACCCGCAGCUGCAUUAGUCUUGCAAAAAAAAAAAAAAUCCCUGCUGAGAAAUGCAUAUAAUAGGAAAAACAGAUCGGCUGGACAGCAGUGUAAUUAAUGCCAGAAAGGGCUGAGGCCGGUUUCAUAGUUUGUCUUUUGAGGAUAUCAAGACGAGACCUGGUGAAAAAUGACGCAUGCUUUAGCAUUUCAGAAAGCUGGCAACUGGCAGAGCCUUUACUUUUUUUUUCUUUGACUUCAUGCCGCUGAACAAAGAGGUCGGCAGAACUAGCUAGGUUGUAAUGAGUUCUAUGUCCCUAGCACAUUAAGUGCAUCAUGGAAACAUAUUGUAUCGAAAUAGUUUGGAGGAGAAUACUGGGGAUGAAAGAGAAUGGGUGCUUUGAUCAGCUCCCUGGGGUCCUGAGUGCGCACAGACCGACUUGCAAGGAGUUAUUCAGCUCCAGCGAGACACACUUACAACACCAUUCAAAGAAAUUUGCAUAUCUGUAAUUUAUCACAUUGGUCCUGAACAUUUUUGCAAGGUAAAUAAAAGUUGGCUGAAUAAAAAAAUAUCAAUCAUCACAGAUAUAGAGGAAACUGUGAAGCCAGUUUUUCCUGAAAAAAAAAAAAAUAAAAAGUCCAUAAAAUGCAAAGCUUUAUCGCUGGAUUUCUUUUAAACAAUCCCUGAAAGCAAUAUAGGUUAGGCUCUGGGGAAGCUGCUAGAGGGGCCUUAGCUUCCUUAAGUUUUAAGAUUUUUCUCAAAAACUGAAACUACAUCGACAGCGUUAUCUAUAAGCAGGACGCACGGUGCAGAUGAAUACAGAUUUUGGAGAAGAGGAAAGAUGAUUUAGUUCUCAAUCUUUCCUUGCCGUCUGCAAACAUUAAGAUUAAAUCUCUCCCUAUCCUCUUGUUGAUUUCACUUGUUUCUUUCUUAAAAGCGUCAAAGUUGUUUGCAAAACUUAACAGCUCUAGGGUAUGAAAUGUCUAGGGAAGUGAUCAACAGGGAAAUUUCCUUUCUAAUUCUCCUAGACAAACAAGGGAAGAGUUAACAGGCAAGCAUUGUUUGGCUUUUUUUUUUUUUUUUUAAACAACUCCAGUUAACAGCAAACAAGACUCUUCAACUUGACCUUGGAAAAGGGCUAUGUGCCUGCAGAUAAUCUAUCAACGGACCCCCGGAUGACAAUGAUGUAUUUCAAAGUAUUGUCAGAUGAAAAGAUUGAUAAAUAUGCUGCUGCAAAGAGUGAGAACUUUGAAAAUAGGCAACAGGCAAAUAGCGUAGAGUGUGCUUCUUCCACCUCCUCCUCCUCCUCCUCCUCCUCCUCCUCGGUCCUCUGAGAGUGAGCCAGGCUAGCAGAAGAGAAGCCAGUAAAUCAGCCCCGUAAUAUUUCUUAAGGGGCACGGAAAAGCUGUGAACAGUACUUCUCAUAUUAAACGCAAUAUUUCUUUGCUUUCGUGGGGAACAAAAGUCAUAGCAAGACGUCUUUAUGGCUAAUUCAGUCAAAGGCACAUCUCUGGUUCCCCUGCAGAAAGGUCAGUGUCGUUGUGUUUGGUCCACCGAGGGGGUGUUUUCACACUGAAAACUAAGCCAGCUGUCCCUGUCAUACUCUCACCAUUGGGGAGCGCGCACUGUGCAUGGUUAUUAGCCACAUUCUACACCUGCAAAAUAUACCGAUUUCCAAGACUUUUCAAGCUCCCCCCACUCUUCUUAUUCCAAACACACGCCCCCCCUCUCCCUCCUUCUAAACUUUGACAACACAAUUCAAGCCCAGGAUGAAAGCGCUGGAGGCAAGAGAAACGUCGGGAAGGGGGAGGCUUGACAAGCGUCUCGUGGGUGUCUAUUGAGCUGCUAUCAAAGAGACUUCAAGUAUUUUUUUUUUUUUUUUUAAGUAUGAGAAACUUGCAAGUAAUUGCAUCGAGGCGUCACACAUUUGUGGCUGCCUCAAGUGCUAUUUGCUGAACCCUAAUAUUUAAUUAUGCGCGCAGGCACUAGGCUUGGGGCUGUAGCCAAACGUCCUUCAUUUAUAAGUGGCUCAUUUUGCUUUUUUGUUUUUGUAUUUGGCUUUAUUUGCAUUUAAUAUGCCAACGACCAAGGCCCCCGCGAACACUUCUUCAUCUUUCCAUUGAGUAUAUACGUAUAUUUAAAAUACCCAAACACACUCAUCCACCAUCACCCAGUUGCUGCACUUUCAUCGUACUGUUCCAAUUUGAAUGUCUUCGAGGGGGAAAAAAUCACCCGGGUGUCAUAAUUAGACCUCGAAGACAAUGUAAUGAAUUAGAGAGGCGGUGGGGCCUCAGGCAGUUUAGGAUAAUCAUCGCCUCAGAAGAAACCUAUGGAUAAACUUUCCCCAAUAUCUUCUGGUCACUACUUGAAGAUCUCCCGUGACAGGGAACUCACUACCUUUCCAGACAGCCCAUUCUAUCUUUGGUCAACUCUAAUUGUUAGGAAAUUUUAAAUGACAGAUGCUACAGAAACCGAUUUCGACUUGGACUGGAGAUUUGGGAUGCAGCCCAAAUAAGAGGCUAAAAAAGAUACCACAGAAGAAUCGGGGGG
This is a messenger RNA of Sarcophilus harrisii (Tasmanian devil), 6085 nucleotides long. RefSeq names its product chromosome 5 C10orf67 homolog (gene C5H10orf67). NCBI's taxonomy places the organism in Eukaryota, Metazoa, Chordata, Mammalia, Dasyuromorphia, Dasyuridae. Bases 408 to 1769 code for a protein of 453 amino acids. The record is from RefSeq and is a predicted model, not a curated record. The transcript is spliced from 18 exons.